CUUUCUAACUUAUGAUUUAUGGAAAGUUUAGUAUAUUCUUCACUUUGCCUUCUCUAGAGCAUACUUUUAUGUUCCUUCUUUUCUAGCUUUCUGCUUUUGAAAGUUAAACUAUUCACUUAUCAAGGAAGUUUUCACAAGCAUAUUUUCAUGCCUUUCUUUGAAUUAACUUGAUAUAAAUAGGGGAUAUAAGAGAAAAUAUCCACUUUAGCUUUGUAUCAUUUGAGAAUUGAUUUUUUCUCUUUCUUAGAGGAGAAUUAGCUUACAGUGAUUCUGUUUUCGUUCUCGUAAGCGGUUGAGAUUUUUGCUCUCGUCCUCGUUGGCGACAUUCGCUACAGUCCUCGUCUGCGACGUUCAUUUCAGUGCUCUCGCCUCUUUGUGUUGCUGCUUCACUGUGUUCGCCAUCUUUACUAAAAUUGUUGUUUGAGAGUACUAUGGCUACGACGUCUUUUCCUACUUGCAUUGCGGAAAAAUUAGAUGAUUCAAACUAUCUUCACUGGCGGCAAUUUGUUGAACCAGUGAUUAAAUCACCCUGGGAGGUACAAGAUCAAAUGGCUUCAAUCUACUCUUUCCUAGUUUGUUCUCUCUCUCGCGUUCUCGGAUGUACUCACUCCUAUGAAGUUUGGAAGAGAAUUCAUGAAUAUUUUAACCUUCAAACAAAGUCUCGUGCACAUCAGUUUCGGACUGCCACGCGUGCUGUCAAACUUGAAUCUAAGUCCGUGGAAGAUUAUUUACUUAAAAUCAAGAAUUAUGUUGAUGAACUUGCUGGUGUUGGCUUUCCAGUUCGUCAUGAUGAGCAUGUGGAUGCUAUUUCUGAAGGUCUUCCCUCCGAUUAUGCUUCUAUUGUUUCUGUUAUUAGAGAGCAACAAGAGGCCUCCUUCCAUUGCUGAGAUUGAAGCUCUUCUGUAUGGUCAUGAAACCAGGCUCCAUGGAUAUGAACAGGAAAAUCAGAACCUAGUAACACCUUCACUGAAUUUUACACACGGACCUUAUGCUAGAGGUACACAAAAAGGCAAUUCUCGUGGUUCUGCUCGUAGUGGCAGUGGUCCAGCCAGAGGCCGUGGCAAGUUUGCCAAAUUUGUCUUAAAUUCGGUCAUACGGCUAAAUUUUUCCACUUCAGGUCUGAUGUAUCCUAUCAACCUUACGAGACGUUGUCCUCUGUUGAUCCUGCCACUCAACAGUCUAUUCCUUAUUCUGCUGGCUCUUACAAGACCUCCAAUACUUGGGUGAAUCCAAAUGUUCAAUCCAAUACCAGUUCAUAGCCUAGUGUUAUGCUACUACAGUCCACCUCUCCAGAUAAAGGAAAGUCUUCCUGGAUACCUGAUUUAGGUGCAAGUUUUCAUGUGACUGGUGAAUCAUUGAAUAUAAAACAACAUCAACAAUUUGAUGGUCCGGAUAAAGUUUUCAUAGGAAAUGGUGCAGCUUUGAGAUGCAUCAAGUCGUUUACUUUGCCACUAUUAAAACUCGAUUGAGUUAGUCCCAACUAAAAUUCGUCUGAAUUCAGCCGAGUAUGCCUCGACCAAAAAUUUGCCGAAUUCGACUAAGUCGGCCACAUUUGUUCUAAUCGAAAUUAGGCCGAAUUGGCUUCGGAUGAAAAUCGACCAAAUUUAGCCGAGUCAACCUCGGUCAAAGUUUGGUCGAGUCACCAUCAACCAAACUAAACUAUAAGUUUAGAGAUUUUCAAAUAAGUAAAAAGUAUAAAACGUAAUAGUUUUAAGUUAAUGAGUAAUUAACUUAAGUACAAAUUUAGAGGUUCAGUUUUUAAUCUAAAUAGUUUAGUAUUUUUGGUAUAAUAUAGUAAAGUUAAUUGAUAGUUCAAUGUAGUUCAGCUAAUUUUGCCUAUCCUUGGUAGACUUGAUCCAAUUCAGGCAUAUUUAAACAGAGUAAUCCUUCUUUGUUAUUAACUCAUUCUGAGCCUACCUCUGUUAAACAGGCUCUUAAGGAUACUGAUUGGAAGGCUGCUAUGCAGCAUGAAUAUGAUGCCUUAAUGCCCCAUCAAACAUGGGACUUGGUUCCUUUACCUAUUAAUAGGAAGGCUGUUGAUUGUAAAUAGGUUUUUAAGGUCAAGUAAAAUGCUGAUGGCUCCACUAAUAAAUAUAAAGCCCGCCUAGUAGCCAAGGGGUUUCAUCAAAUGGCUGGUUUGAUUUUCCUGAAACAUUUUCACCAGUCAUCAAACCUGUUACUAUUUGCACAAUUUUAAUUGUUGCUCUUUCUUUUGGGUGGCAAUUGUUUCAACUGGACGUGAAUAAUGCCUUUUUGAAUGGUAUUUUGGAAGGAACUCUAUAUGCAGCAACCUCCUAGUUUUGAGGUGGCUGACAAGUCUAUUGUCUGCAAGUUAAAUAAGGCGCUCUAUGGGCUCAAGCUAGCCCCAGACAAUGGUUCAAUCACUUACAGCACACUCUUCAUCAGCUUGGGUUUGAUAACAGUGUUUGUAAUACAUCCUUGUUUAUUUACAAGAAAGACUUUGAAGGUGCAUCAUCAUCAUUGGCAAUUCUGUUUCUCUUGUUCAGCAUGUUACGUCCAUCCUUAAUGCCACAUUUUCUUUAAAACAUCUUGGUCAACUGGACUAUUUUCUUGGCCUGAAAAUCAAGCAUUUAUCUGACAACUCAAUUGCGAUGACUCAGACCAAAUACUUUCAUGAUUUGCUUCAUAAAACUCAUCUGGCAGAUGCUCACACUAUCUCUACUCCCAUGGUCUCUAACUGUAAAUUGUCUAAGGGGCACUUUGUUCUGUUCGCUGCAUUUUCAGCCAGCAGCUUUUAAUUGUUCUGUACCCCUGCUCGCUCCAGAACAGAAGCUAAAUAAGAAGUUUACCCAAACUUCUGCUGAGUUGUCAUUGAUUUCUAAGUUACUCAUUGGACUUCAAAUUCCAUUCAAUUCUCUUGUUCUUUACUGUGACAAUCAAAGUGCAGUCUCCCUUCCACAUAACCCAGUUUUUCACAACAGGACCAACCAAAGAAAUGGAAAUUGAUGUGUUCUUUGUUCGUGAGAAGACUUUGUUGAAGCAGCUGCAAGUCUCUCAUGUUCCAGCACUUGAUCAGUGGGCAUAUGCCCUGACAAAGCCUCUCUCUUCCUCUCGGUUCAUUUUUCUACGUUCCAAACUCAAUGUGAAGACUUUUUCUUCUGAAAAAUCUUCUCCUUGAGUUUGAGGUGGCUGUUAGUAUAUGUUAGUAUGAUUUUAUUAGUUAAUCAGGGUCAAGUAUUAUGUACAACUGUCUUUUCUUUUGUCUUCAUAAAUACAAACACUGUACAGAAUGUUAAGUGAGUUUUUCAAUUCUAUCAAUCAAUAGUUUGUUCUAUUCAUUUUCUCUCUGCUCUCUCAUUCGUAAAUCUAAUAAUUUUUAGUUCCAGCAAAUGAUAGCUAAAAUGUCUUAACAUGUAGUAUUAUAUGAAAUAGGUAAACUCUUCUUUUGUCUUUUUUAAUCAGUUUAGCUCUCAUUGCUUGAGUUAAUUCAAAAUUCAGCUAGUGUUUUAUUAGAAUUGAGAACAAAUUAUACCUAACUAAGCCGCAAAAGCUAAUAUAGGAUCUUAACACGUCUACUCACUCAAAGUGGACAUUUGAACCGAGUUUGGGAAGGCUUUGAUAAUUGAUACCAUAUUAAAAUUGAGAUUGGACUAGCCUAAAUUAACUUAAAAACCUAGUUCUAAGGCGGAGGAUUUCCCAAUUUAUUAUAAGGAGUGUUUUCACCAUAUGCCAAGAUCUUAAUAAGUGUCUGAUUUCUCUGUAUUUGGUAUUACACUAAUAAUUGUUAUUAACUAUAUUUUUAUUUUUUAAUGUCGAUUUUAACAUUUGUCUCCUAAAGUU
Vigna radiata var. radiata (mung bean) is the source of this 3801-nucleotide messenger RNA. RefSeq lists its product as uncharacterized. Bases 432 to 887 code for a protein of 151 amino acids. NCBI's taxonomy places the organism in Eukaryota, Viridiplantae, Streptophyta, Magnoliopsida, Fabales, Fabaceae. The record is from RefSeq and is a predicted model, not a curated record. The transcript has 2 exons.